CCCCCACCAGCGAACCCACUCACCUGACGCUGGAGGACGUGACGGACACCACGGCCACCCUCAAGUGGCGCCCCCCGGAGCGCCUGGGGGCGGGGGGCAUCGACGGAUACCUGGUGGAGUGGUGCCGCGAGGGGGACACGAACUGGACCCCCGCGAACACGGAGCUGGUGGAGCGCUGCGGGCUCACGGUGCGCGGUUUGCCCACGGGGGAGAAGCUGCUGUUCCGCGUGGUGGGCGUGAACAUCGCGGGCCGCAGCCCCCCGGCCACCAUGGCCCAGCCCGUCACCAUCCGAGAGAUCGUCGAGCGCCCCAAAAUCCGGCUGCCCCGGCACCUGCGGCAGACGUACGUCAGGAAGGUGGGGGAGCAGGUGAACCUGGUCAUCCCCUUCCAGGGUAAGCCCCGCCCCCAGGUGACGUGGACGAAGGAGGGCGGGCCCCUGGGCGAGGACGUGCACGUGCGCACGUCGGACCGGGACACGGUGUUCUUCAUCCGCGCCGCCGCCAGGGGGCACUCGGGGCGCUACGGGCUCAGCGUGCGCAUCGAGGGCAUGGAGGACACGGCCGAGAUGCGCCUGCGCAUCGUCGAGAAACCAGGGCCCCCCCAGAAGGUGCAGGUGAAGGAGGUUUGGGGGUUCAACGCCCUGGUGGAGUGGGCGCCCCCCGAGGACGACGGCAACGCCGAGAUCACCGGCUACACCAUCAUGAAGGCCGACAAGAGAACCAUGGAGUGGUUCACGGUGUACGGGAGUUCGGCCCCGUUGCACGGCCCCCGGAGCUGCCCCGUGAUCCCCAGAACCACUCAAAGCAUCUCCAAAGCGGAGCUGCGGCUGAAGCCCCCCCAGUAUCAGGAGCGCGAUUUUCGCUCGGCCCCGCAGUUCCUGACGCCUCUGGUGGAUCGCAGCGCCGUGGCCGGAUACUCCACCGCCCUCAACUGCGCAGUCAGGGGGCACCCCAAGCCCAAGGUGGUGUGGCUGAAGAACCAGGUGGCCAUCGGGGAGGACCCCAGGUUCCUGGCGCGGCACAGCCAGGGCGUGCUGACGCUGCUCAUCCGCAAGCCGGGGCCCUUCGACGGCGGCACCUACACCUGCCGCGCCGUCAACGAGCUGGGCGAGGCCCUGACCGAGUGUCGCCUCGAAAUCCGGGUGCCCCAGUGACGGCGACAAAAA
Molecule: messenger RNA, 1166 nt
Organism: Camarhynchus parvulus
Lineage: Eukaryota; Metazoa; Chordata; Aves; Passeriformes; Thraupidae
Product: myosin-binding protein C, fast-type-like
Exons: 10
Molecular function (GO): protein binding
Source: RefSeq, a predicted model, not a curated record